Molecule: messenger RNA, 1471 nt
Organism: Drosophila ananassae
Lineage: Eukaryota; Metazoa; Arthropoda; Insecta; Diptera; Drosophilidae
Gene: Ptpa
Product: serine/threonine-protein phosphatase 2A activator
Exons: 4
Coding region: 157-1383 (408 amino acids)
Biological process (GO): mitotic spindle organization
Cellular component (GO): nucleus; protein phosphatase type 2A complex; cytoplasm
Molecular function (GO): peptidyl-prolyl cis-trans isomerase activity; protein tyrosine phosphatase activator activity
Source: RefSeq, a predicted model, not a curated record
AGGGUUGGAAAAUGCAUAAAUGUGUGGUAAAAUGUUGGAAAGCACAGAAAUGCGCGGAAUGAAGGAAAAUUAGCAAAAACACAAAACAAAUAACACAAAUAGUAAUUCUUAGGAACAUCAAUUAAGUAACAGCUUAAUAUAAAAAGAGGAACAGGCAUGGCAGCUGCCAAUGUUCCGCCAGCAGGUAAAAUGCCGGCAACAACAAAGCGAGUACAAAACAUUGGCGACCUGGCUUUAUGGCAACGAUCGCGGGCGUACCACGACUUAAUUGGGUACAUAAAUGGCACCAGUUCGGCCAUCCAGGGAAUCAAAACCACCGACGAAAUGUACGAGUCUGAAAUGCUCAAGAAGCUUUUGGAACUCUUUGAAUCCUUGGAGUCCUUGGUCGCGAAACAUCCGCCGCUGGAGCAGCCGCAGCGUUUUGGGAACAAGGCCUAUCGGGACUUUGCCCAGGAUAUGAGGGAGCAGAUGCCAUCUUGGCUGGAGGAGCUACUGACCCCCGGAAAACAGCGGUAUCACAGCGAAUUGUUGCAGUACUUGCUGGAGUCCUUCGGAAAUGCUACCCGCAUAGAUUAUGGCACUGGUCACGAGCUCUCCUUCAUGUUUUUCCUCUGCUCUCUCUUCAAGGCAGAGAUCCUGCAGGAACAGGACAUUGUUAGUGCCGCCCUGAGGGUGUUCAAUCGGUACUUGGAGUUUGCCAGGCAGCUGCAACGAACCUACAACAUGGAACCAGCAGGAAGCCAGGGAGUUUGGUCAUUGGACGACUUCCAGUUUGUCCCCUUCAUUUGGGGCAGUGCACAGCUAGCGGUUAACAGCCCAUUCGAUCCUUCCAAAUUCGUGGACGAACAAGUUAUCAGCGACUAUAAGGAUCAGUUUAUGUUCAUUGGCUGCAUCGACUACAUCUGCAAGGUGAAGACAGGGCACUUUGGGGAGCACUCCAACCAACUGUGGAGCAUCACAGAUGUGCCGUCCUGGGUGAAAAUCAAUGCGGGUUUGGUCAAAAUGUACCAAAAGGAGAUCCUGUCCAAGUUCCCAGUCAUCCAGCAUGUUUACUUUGGCGAGCUAAUGUCGUUCGAGACCGUUUCUCCGGGCACAACCAUUUCGAAUGCCCGGCUGGGUCAUGUGGCUCCACCGCCUUCGAAGCGCAUCUGCAUCGGCACUCCGGGAUUGCUGCCGCCCGUUCCGGCCACUGUGUCAGCUCCUCCGCCUGCUGAAGCUCUGGCCAGCGACAAUGUGGGUGACUCCAGUAGCGAGAGCAGCGACAGCAGCGUUGUCCUGCGGGCGUCCACCUCGUCGGCCUCCCUGGUGGCGGAGGGAUCGGGCGAUAAGUCGCAUAAGCCAGCGCCUGUCGGAGAAGCCGCCAAGGAACAGGCAGCGGAAUAGUUUUGGCGAAAGCGUCGAUUACCUGUGUUACAAAUUUCCUAAUAAUAGCGUUGACACUCAGUCCAGUAAAAAGUGGUUUGCAUAAGAA